AUGAGUUGACAAGACCCUUGCAGUCUCUUGGAUCUUGCAGUGCAGAGCCUGCUUAGUGAUGAAGACUCAGCUGUGCGUGUCCUGGAAGAACUCCCUGUCAGCCGCUUCCCAAUACUCUUCACGGAAGCCUUAGCUGGGGGGCACAGAAAGAUUGUGAAGGCCAUGGUGCAGGUCUGGCCCUUUCCCUGCCUCCAUCUGGGAUCACUGAGAGAGCAGUCAAAAUCUCUGUUGGAAGCUGUGCUAGAUGGACUGCAAUUUGUUCCUGCCAACACUGCAUGCCACAGUUGCUUGGGCCACCUUAAGAAGCUCCACCUGAUAUUCAACUCUCUCUCAGGGCAGCUACAUAACAUGCUCAGUUGCCUGCAGAAACCACUGGAGAGUCUGGUGGUCGGUGAAUGUAGACUUACUACGAAUGAUAUUGCCUACUUGUUCUCGAGUGUUCAUGCCACCUGCCUGAAGGAGUUGGUAUUAUCUAACAAUUACUUGUCUCAAAUUGUUCCUGGGCCCCUGGAGGUUCUGUUGGGUGAGGUCUCAGGCACCCUGCAGCACCUGAACUUGAGAAGCGGUGGGUUGGAGGAAUCCCAACUCAAAGCCCUCCUGCCUGCCCUGUGCAGCUGCUCCCACCUCUGUUCCCUUGUCUUGGGUAACAACAUUAUCUCCAUGUCAGACCUCAUGAACAUGCUUCAGCAGAUAGCAGGACUGAAGGAGCUGAAGCGUGUGCAGUACUCUGUCCCUGCUGACUAA
Messenger RNA from Trichechus manatus latirostris (Florida manatee), 744 nucleotides. RefSeq names its product PRAME nuclear receptor transcriptional regulator (gene PRAME). The transcript is spliced from 3 exons. The record is from RefSeq and is a predicted model, not a curated record. Gene Ontology annotation, cellular component: cytoplasm. NCBI's taxonomy places the organism in Eukaryota, Metazoa, Chordata, Mammalia, Sirenia, Trichechidae.